AUGAAUAUUGAACAAUUUUUGAACAUGAGUUUUGAUGGAAAAGUAGCGUUGAUUACGGGUGCAAGUAGUGGAAUUGGGGCUGAUGCAGCUCGACAUUUGGCAAAAUUGGGUGCAAAAGUGUCGAUUGUUGGUCGAAAUGAGAAGCGCCUAAAUCAAGUGGCUGAACAAAUUAAAAGUGCCGGUUCACCAGCUCCGCUAGUAAUUGUGGCCGAUGUGACAAAAGACGCCCAACGAAUUGUUGACGAAACAAUCAAGCAUUUUGGCAAAUUAGAUGUGCUUUUGAACAAUGCGGGAGUCGUGAUUCAAGACAAUGUCGCCGAAAUCAAUUUGUCAGAAUUUGAUCGGAUUUUCGAUACAAAUGUCAGAAGCGUCAUCACUUUGACCAAACUAUGUAUUCCACAUCUUGAGAAGGCAAAAGGGAAUAUUGUGAAUGUGUCGUCCAUUGCUGGCUUGAAAGCAAUUCCAAAUGUGUUGACCUACUGCAUGUCUAAAGCCGCCUUGGACCAAUUUACCAAAUGUUCAGCGCUGGAUUUGGCAUCAAAAGGAAUUCGCGUCAAUGCGAUUAAUCCGGCUGUCAUUCGAACGCCAAUUUUCCAAACUGUUGGCGUACCCGUGGAAGCAGUUGAACAAAUGUUCGAAGAAUACAAAACAAAAUAUCCUGUCGGCAGAGUUGGAGAAGUGGCGGACACAAGUGCAGCUAUCGCGUUUUUGGCUGAUAAUAAAACGGCAUCAUUCUUGACUGGAAUUCUAUUCCCAGUCGACGGCGGAUCCAUGGUUGCUGGCGUAUAAUUUUACGGAAAUCAGAGGAAAUUGCAAUGUUAAUUUACACGAUAAUGUUUAUGAUUUGGAAUAUUUUUCCCUCCAAUCAAUGUUUUUCAGCAAACUUUUUUUGUCAACUAGAUUGAAUCAAUGGAUUUAAUACAAAAAAUGUUGAAAUCAAAAAAU
Sitodiplosis mosellana (orange wheat blossom midge) is the source of this 945-nucleotide messenger RNA. RefSeq lists its product as uncharacterized. Bases 1 to 789 code for a protein of 262 amino acids. NCBI's taxonomy places the organism in Eukaryota, Metazoa, Arthropoda, Insecta, Diptera, Cecidomyiidae. The record is from RefSeq and is a predicted model, not a curated record. The transcript is spliced from 5 exons.